ACUUGUGAAUUGUUUUAAAUGUUAUAUUUUUGGUGAAUCAAAUCUAAUUUACUUAUAUGUUAAUUUCAACGGUUAAUUUACAUUUAGAGUUGACCUGCAUUGUUAGCGUGUCAUUAAUAACCUCGAAGAGGUAUUGUUCUAUGUGGUAUGCUGUAACUUAUAACUAGUAUUAAUAAGAUGCCAGGAAAAGUAAAGGUACGUGUAUUGGCUGGACGAAAUUUGCCAGUAAUGGAUCGGUCUAGUGAUACUACUGAUGCUUAUGUUGAAGUCAAGCUUGGAAGCACAACAUACAAGACUGAUGUUUGUAGGAAGUCAUUAAAUCCUCAGUGGAAUUCUGACUGGUAUAAAUUUGAAUUAGAUGAUAUAGAACUUCAAGACGAGCCUCUUCAAAUUAGAAUUAUGGAUCAUGAUACAUAUUCUGCUAAUGACGCAAUUGGAAAAGUAUAUUUCAAUUUAAAUCCAUUACUUUUACCACAGCCAACAGUUGUACAAUUAUCAGGUCAACAAAUUUUAUCAGAUACUUUGAUUUCAAAUCAGAGUCAAACAACAGGGGGAUCUGUGGUAUCUGGAUGGUUUCCCGUUUUUGAUACAAUGCAUGGUAUUCGAGGUGAAGUACAUAUCAUUAUAAAAGUAGAACUAUUUUCAGAUUUUAAUAGAUUUCGUCAAUCAUCGUGUGGAAUUCAAUUUUUUUACUCUGGAGCGGGAAUAACAGCACAUACAGAAUGGGUGCAUGGCUUUGUUGAAGAAUUAGUAGUUGAAGAUGAUCCUGAAUAUCAGUGGCUAGAUAAAAUUCGUACUCCUCGUGCUACUAACGAAGCACGACAAACUAUAUUUCUAAAGCUUUCUAAUGAAGUACAGAGACGUAUAGGCUUAAAGGUUUUAGAGCUUGGAGCUAAUGCUGUAAUUGGCUAUAAUCAAUAUUUUGAUUUGGAAGGAGAAUCUGGGAUUGUUGUUCGUGGUAUUGGAACAGMAGUUACAUUAGUGCGACAUUUAACAUUACCAUCAGUAAAUUUAAAUUUGCCCCCAAUAAUUGACGAAAAUAAAAAAUCCUAUUCUAUCCGUAAAAUGUCACCCCACAUUCUGAAAUCAAACACUGUGGAUUUUGCUGAACUGUCUAGUAUGAAAAGCUUAUUUGAUCAAGAAGAUAUGCGUACAUCCAAAUUUAAAAGACGAAAUAGAUUUUUUAAAGCUAUUACUUUCCAAAAUUCUCAACAAAAACAUAAAAAAAAACAAAUGUAUACUUCUUCAGUAGAAUCUGCUAGUUCAUCAUCAGAUCAUGAUAGACAUUAUAAUACUUGUAAUUCAGCUUUAGCAUUUUUAGCACAAGCUACUUUGGAUUUUAAUUCGUCAUUUGACUUACCAUCAGAGUCUGAAGAAACACAACCUUACAGUUCACGUAGUCCAUUAACCAGACAACCUAGUGUUGAUACAAAUCGUUCUAAAUUAUCUCUAGAAUAUUUGUUUCAUCCUAAUGAUCAGGAUGAAAAAACUGUACCUGAUUUAAUUUUACCUUCCUCUAGUUCAUUAAAUUCAAUUUCUGAUUCAACAGCUGAGUCAGAAAUGGCUAUUGGGUUUGAAGUCUCAAAACUUAAUGUACGAGAGUCUUCUCCUUGUAUAUCUGAUAACCCUACCUAUUWCUCAGACUCUUCAGACUCCAUUGAUUCAGAUUCAGUUGAUAUUGUGAGCACAAAUUCAGAAUCUUUAUUUCAAAAGUCAAACACUCCUCCAUUGUCAAGAAUAGUAUGUACUGACAGACCUAAUACUCCUCCAAUUUCUAAAAUUGUUUAUCUAAGCAACACUAAACCGAGUUUUCUUAGUAGCCGUUUAACAGAUAUAUGUAAAUCCAGAAGUGUGUCACCUUAUAACUCAAGUAGUUUUAGUAAUUCACAGAGUACAAUUUUACACAACACGCCGCCUUUACCAAUGGUUUCUAAUUCUGAUGUAGAAUGUAUAAUUAACAAUGAGCCCAGUUUAAUAAAACUCGAAGAAAAUGUUUUUCCUGUUUUCUCUGAUAAUAUAACUGCAUCCGAGUGUUCUUCGCAUGCUUUUAACUGUGAUGACAGGAACGUUGAAACAGCCGAGUCACCUAGCAAAGUCACACACCUUCCAAUGCAUCGAAGGUCAUCAGACUCAGAAAUCAAUAAUACACCAAAAGGUAAUAGUUUGGCGGGAAGUGGAAGUUCAACAGUUAGUUCACAUCGAUCACACGGACAUACAAUGUUUCAUCGCUCAAUUUUAAGCAAAGAUACUUUGGAUGCAAUGGAAUAUCCAUUUCUCACAAUGACCAAAUAUCCUCCUGGUUUUGUUGUUCAUUUAGGUGGUAUGGUAAAUGCCAAAUCAGUUAAACUACUUGAACGCAUGUCCAACAUGGAAGAACCAGAAAGUAGAGACUCUUGGUGGAGUGAAUUAAGACUUGAAAUGAGAUCCCAUGCAAGAGCAUUAUCUUGUAAUGUAAUUUUGGGUUAUUCUGAACAUACUUCAAUAUGUGAUGAUGUGUGUGUAUUGAGUGCAAUGGGAACUGCAGCAGUUGUAAACCUUAUGCCAUCAGUAAAUCCAGGUGGAUAUUUUUCUGGAAUUUAUCCCAAUACUCCUCUUGCAGACAUACCAGAACCUUCAAGUACAUAUGUGAGUUAAUAAUUUACUUCUAAAACAUAAUUACUAAUUAUUGUUGUAAAAAUAAUGAAAAAU
Diuraphis noxia (Russian wheat aphid) is the source of this 2688-nucleotide messenger RNA. RefSeq names its product C2 domain-containing protein 5. Gene Ontology annotation, cellular component: plasma membrane. Gene Ontology annotation, biological process: positive regulation of protein targeting to membrane; protein localization to plasma membrane; intracellular protein transmembrane transport. Gene Ontology annotation, molecular function: calcium-dependent phospholipid binding; calcium ion binding. The record is from RefSeq and is a predicted model, not a curated record. Lineage: Eukaryota; Metazoa; Arthropoda; Insecta; Hemiptera; Aphididae.